Molecule: messenger RNA, 1086 nt
Organism: Ectocarpus siliculosus
Lineage: Eukaryota; Phaeophyceae; Ectocarpales; Ectocarpaceae
Source: the annotation of a GenBank genome assembly
AUGACGGUGUCGGCGGCGGCGGCGGGGGGGGAGAGCUCCAGCGGUGUGGUGAUGGCGGCCGCACCGCUGGCUGCGUCCCUGAGAAGGAAGAACACCGCGGCGGCGGCGGCGGCCGCCGGCGGUGGCCUAGGCCUUUCGCGCAUUUCUGAGGGGGGGGGCGGUGAAAUUUCUCGCUCCACGGAGAGGAUACGCGGCAGCAGCAGCGGUGACGGUCGGGAAGACCAAGCCGCGAGCGACAACGUGUCCUCAUCUUUGAUGUUCGAUGACAACGAUAGCAGCGACGGGGAAGGCUUGGACGGGUACUCGGUAUCGCGAGCGGGGUGGCUGAGACCGCGUACGCCGGCGGGAGCCACCAACGGCCGCGGGGGCGGCGGCGGCGCGGGGGACUCCUCGCGGCAGUCGCUCGGGAGCACGUGGGGCGGGUGCUCGACCAUCAAGCGCCGACCCGGGGACGAUGAUUCCGGGGCUGGUUGGAGCUCCGCUCGCCGUCGCGGGGCGUUAAACACGGGGCUCGGGCACCACCACCAAGAUGUGGAGGGCGAAGACUCCACCCGCGGAGUAGUAGGGGCUGAGAGGAGCAGCAGCGGCGGCGGCGGCGGCGGAAGCGGUACGGACGGCUUCGCGACGGAGGGAUCGAUGUACCCGGGUGCCGGUGUUGGCGGCAGCAGGUGGAGCAACGGGAGGAAAUCAUCGUCCUCAGGCGGCGGAGGCGACGGUGGCGGGUCGUUUGCCGUUGGCGAGGCGUCCGUGGCCAGGCCCGUAGCCGCUACGUUUGGCUGCGACGGCGUAACCCCGCUGCCCGCCGGGCGCGGUGGAGGACCCCGGGAAGCCGGUGCGGCGGCAAGAAGAGGGAGUUCCAACUCUUCCUCUGGCGGCGGAGGUUCCGCCGGGAGAGAGGGGAGGGCGGGCUCCGCGGCCGGAGAGGGGGUGUCGGGAGGGCGCGCCGACUACCACUCGCUUUGCUUCUCGAGCUCCUCUUCUAGUAGCGCCACCACCACCACGCCCCACAGCGGCUCGCUGUCGGCGUCGUCGCCGUUCCUGAACCUGCUGGAUGGCGGGGACGAUUCGACUUCCUCCUUGCCUUAG